AUGGCGGCGACACAAGGUGGGUGCGGACGGGGUGGAGCGGGGCAGGGAGGACGUCGGGGCGGGCGCGGACGGGGCGGCGCGGGGCGGGCGCGGACGGGACGUCGGAGCCCUUGCGGGACGUCGGGGCGGCGCGGGGCGGGGAGGACGUCGGGGCGGCACGGGGGCGGGGAGGCGCGGGGCGGGCAGGACGGCGGCGCGAGUCGGGAGGACGGCGGCGCGGCGUGGGUCAGGGCGGGGACGACGGCGGCGCGGCACGGGGAGAGGGUGGCGGCGGCGGUUGGGGGAGAGAAACGAGUGGAGGAGAGGAGACGUGCAACGAGUGGAGGAGAGGAGGGCGUGCAGCGACUGGAUAAGGUUGGACCUAAGCCGACGGCCUAG
Molecule: messenger RNA, 378 nt
Organism: Aegilops tauschii subsp. strangulata
Lineage: Eukaryota; Viridiplantae; Streptophyta; Magnoliopsida; Poales; Poaceae
Source: RefSeq, a predicted model, not a curated record